AUGAGCCGCGUGGUCUCUCUGCUGCUGGGCGCCGCGCUGCUCUGCGGCCAUGGAGUUCUCUGCCGCCGGGUGGUCAGCGGCCAGAAGGUGUGUUUUGCUGACCUCAAGCAUCCCUGCUACAAAAUGGCCUACUUCCAUGAACUGUCGAGCCGAGUGAGCUUCCAGGAGGCACGCCUGGCUUGUGAGAGUGAGGGGGGAGCCCUUCUUAGCCUGGAGAAUGAGGCAGAACAGAAGUUAAUAGAAAGUAUGUUGCAAAAUCUGACAAAACCAGGAACGGGAAUUUCUGAUGGUGAUUUCUGGAUAGGGCUUUGGCGAAACGGAGAGGGGCAGACAUCUGGUGCCUGCCCAGAUCUCUACCAGUGGUCUGAUGGAAGUGCUUCCCAGUACCGAAACUGGUAUACUGAUGAACCUUCCUGUGGAAGUGAGAAAUGUGUUGUGAUGUAUCAUCAACCAACGGCCAAUCCAGGCCUUGGGGGUCCCUACCUUUACCAGUGGAAUGAUGACAGGUGCAACAUGAAGCACAAUUACAUCUGCAAGUAUGAACCAGAGAUUAAUCCAACUUCUCCUGUAGAAAAGACUUAUUUUACAAAUCAACCAGGAGACACCCAUCAAAAUGUGGUCGUUACUGAAGCAGGCAUAAUUCCCAAUCUAAUUUAUGUUGUUAUACCAACAAUCCCACUGCUUUUAUUGAUACUGGUCGCUUUUGGAACCUGCUGUUUCCAGAUGCUGCAUAAAAGUAAAGGAAGAACAAAAACUAGCCCAACUCAGUCCACACUAUGGAUUUCAAAAAGCACCAGAAAAGAAAGUGGCAUGGAAGUAUAAUAAUUCACUGACUUGGUUCCAAAAGAGAAAAUAAAAUUGUCUAAUUCUGGAUCUGCAUCAGGAAUG
Neogale vison (American mink) is the source of this 888-nucleotide messenger RNA. RefSeq names its product chondrolectin (gene CHODL). The record is from RefSeq and is a predicted model, not a curated record. Gene Ontology annotation, cellular component: cytoplasm. The transcript is spliced from 6 exons. Gene Ontology annotation, biological process: positive regulation of axonogenesis. Lineage: Eukaryota; Metazoa; Chordata; Mammalia; Carnivora; Mustelidae. The coding region runs from base 1 to 822 and encodes 273 amino acids.